Molecule: messenger RNA, 1227 nt
Organism: Myxozyma melibiosi
Lineage: Eukaryota; Fungi; Ascomycota; Lipomycetes; Lipomycetales; Lipomycetaceae
Exons: 1
Coding region: 115-951 (278 amino acids)
Source: RefSeq, a predicted model, not a curated record
CGCAUCGUCAAAGAAGUUUUUCGUCUGUCAGAGGAAUUUCUUGUUGGACUUGAGGACCCUUCCCUUCAGCAAAAACGUAGAGCAGCUGAUGACCCUUCAUUGAAUGAUGCAAAGAUGGAUAUUGAUGAGAUUUAUCAUGAUUUAGAAGGGUAUUUUUAUCUUGGGUCUGGGCAAGCCAGCACUCAGUCCGGCGCCGCAUCGAGUCCAUUACCGCGAGUUCGUAAUCGACCGAAUCCUAAGCGAUCAAAGCUCAUGAGAUUGGUGAAGACGUCUCCGACAGACGGGUCUGAACCCAAAGGCUUGAAACCGUCAGAACGGGCAAAGCUAGCGAGGAUGAACUCCGAGAACGGGUCGGCGGCUACUGACAAUGCUGGACUGCAGGUUACUACAAAUCACGGGGUGAAGCCUCGAGGUAUGAACUUAUCUGACAUGAUUGAUGAUGGGAAUUCUGUCAAUGAUGAAUAUGAAAAUGAAACUGAAAUGGUUAUUGACGCUGUGUCAUCUACAACAGAGUCGAAGAAUAAAAGAGGAAAGAGGAGAUCGAACGGAGCGCAGAAAACGACACCGGUCGAUGCCGCAGAUGCCAUACCUCUCACUGGAGGUAUGAAGCCUUCUGAGCGCGCCAGAAUUCUGAAGCAACAAACACAGGAAAACGAGCUUUUCAGAGACGACAUGCUGGAUGGUCUUUUAGAUCUGCCUCUAGUUCUGAACACACUGAAAACAAAUACAGAAGCGGUCAAUCAAGACCGCACAAAGGUGAACAAACCAAUCAUACACAAACAUCACAAUGUCAGCCAUGCAACAGUGCGAAAAAGCCGACCAGCAGCGCCGGAGCGAAAGUAUGAUUUUCCUGAUCCAAAGGCAAGCAUUGACUCGUGCGUCAGCUCCAAGAAUGGCGGCGGCAGGCGGCGUCGCUCUCGAUCGAAACAUCCGCCGGCUGCACCUCCUUGAGAUGGUCGGCGGAGUGGAAAGUUGCUAUUCUCUGUAUAGUUUAUUUCGGGCAUUUUUAUGUGUACAUAUCGAAAAUCUCCGGGAGUUUUCGAAUUAGUAUUCGGUGGAGUUUUACGGUUAUGCUGCUUUGUAUAUUUUUUUAUUAUCCAUGGGUUCUUUUCAACCUUAUCUGUCUCAAUCAUUGACCCCUGUCUGAUGAGUCAAGCGAGCUUCAGACGAAGUGUCUUAUUUCUAAAGUUUGCAUCAUCUACACAGGUUUGGUUCAGCUUUGCAGAU